This is a messenger RNA of Papaver somniferum (opium poppy), 1396 nucleotides long. Its product is annotated as probable prolyl 4-hydroxylase 12. The coding region runs from base 133 to 1059 and encodes 308 amino acids. Gene Ontology annotation, biological process: peptidyl-proline hydroxylation to 4-hydroxy-L-proline. Lineage: Eukaryota; Viridiplantae; Streptophyta; Magnoliopsida; Ranunculales; Papaveraceae. Gene Ontology annotation, molecular function: iron ion binding; procollagen-proline 4-dioxygenase activity; L-ascorbic acid binding. The transcript has 7 exons. The record is from RefSeq and is a predicted model, not a curated record. Gene Ontology annotation, cellular component: endoplasmic reticulum.
CUAUGGUCUUUGCCAGGUGUUGCUCAUAUGAAUUACAAGACUAUGCAAAACUAGAAACAAAUCGAAAAAGAGAAGAAUAAAAUUUAUCAGAAAAAUUCUAGGGUUUUUGGAGGUAAAACCAAAUCAAAUCGAAUGGCAUCUCUAAAUUGGAUUUCAGUUACUCUGGUUUUUGCGUUUCUCGUUUCUCUCUCAAGCUUUGUUGCUGAAAGUUAUAGAAAGGAAUUGAGACCAAAGGAUGUGGUGAAACAAGAAGAAACUGCCAUAGAAGCAGUCACAUCAAUUCAACCAUACAGAAUUGAUCCCUCUCGUGUUAUCCAACUCUCUUGGCAGCCAAGGGUCUUUUUGUAUCAAGGCUUUCUCUCAGACGAGGAGUGUGAUCACCUAAUUUCUUCGGCUCACAGCCAGCUAGAAAAUCACAAGGAAGAAAUUCCAGGGACACCCAUCGUUAUGGAACAAGACGUUGUUGUGACAAGGAUUGAGGAUCGAAUCUCAGAUUGGACUUUUUUACCGAAAGAGAACAGUGAUCAUUUGCAGAUUUUCCGUUAUGGGCCUGAGAAUACGAGCCAGUUCCACAACUAUCAUGGUGAUAAAGAUGGAGAUGGGGGGGCUUCAUUGAUGGCAACGGUGGUCUUGUAUCUAUCAAAUGUCAACCGGGGUGGUGAGAUUCUCUUUCUUGAAUCAGAGCUCAAGAACACACAAGUCAAGGACGAAACAUGGUCUGAUUGUGCAAGAAAAGGAUAUGCAGUAAAACCCGUGAAAGGAAAUGCACUCUUAUUCUUCCAUCUGCACGUUAACACCUCAGUGGAUGAUAAAAGUUCACAUUCUAGAUGCCCUAUCCUCGAAGGAGAAAAAUGGUGUGCAACGAAAACUUUCCAUGUGAGAGCCAUUGAUGCAAACAAUGUGCCAUUGGAAUCUGACGGUAGUGACUGCACUGAUGAAGAGGACAGUUGUCCCAAGUGGGCUGCAAUGGGUGAAUGUCAGAGGAAUCCUGUGUACAUGGUAGGAACCCCUGAUUACUAUGGCUCAUGCAGGAAAAGUUGUAAUGCAUGUCAAUCAUGAACACGCAUGAUUAGUGUAUUCUGCAUUAAUCACCCACGUCCAUGAUGCGUAAUGAUCAGGUUUGCAUUGUUGACAGUGUAUAUCCUCUUUGUCCAGUUUUUUUUUUUUCUCCUUCUUGACUAUUUACAAUGAGGUGAAAAGAAUCCGAGGAAAACUCACCAACGAACUAUCUUCAUGGUUGACAUGAGAAAAGGGUAAAAGUCUAUGACAUAGGUCAACCUAUAUAUCUAAUGUUUUCCCAUGAGAAUUCCAUAUCUGAGUAUUUGUAAAUUGCAAGGAUUGGUCUGAAAUCCAAAUUUUGCCUUCUUGAUUCCCCAAGGUAAUUUUUGAGACUCAA